Molecule: messenger RNA, 392 nt
Organism: Cyprinus carpio (common carp)
Lineage: Eukaryota; Metazoa; Chordata; Actinopteri; Cypriniformes; Cyprinidae
Product: major histocompatibility complex class I-related gene protein-like
Exons: 2
Coding region: 144-374 (76 amino acids)
Source: RefSeq, a predicted model, not a curated record
ACACCUUCACCACACUUUACACCAAAAUAAAUGGACAGAUGCUUGCAGGAAUCCCAGAGAUUUCUGCUGUAACUACUCUGGAUGGAUGACAGAUUGAUUAUUAUGACAGUGAGAUAAAGAAGCUGAUUCCCAGACAGGACUGGAUGAAGGAGUUUAUAUCCGGAGACAGAUUUAAAGAAUACACUGAGAUCAGAGAACGACUGCAGCAGACCAACAAAAUCAACAUUACUGUUCUAAUGCAGCAAUUCAGUCACUCACAUGGUGUUCAUACGUAUCAGAGGAUGUAUGGAUGUGACUGGGAUGACGAGACUAACAUCUCGAACAACUUGAAUUACUCCAACAAUACUACAGACAAGAUUGCGUUCACUGGUUAAAAUAUUUCUUGUUGUUAA